This is a messenger RNA of Sungouiella intermedia, 219 nucleotides long. NCBI's taxonomy places the organism in Eukaryota, Fungi, Ascomycota, Pichiomycetes, Serinales, Metschnikowiaceae. The record is from the annotation of a GenBank genome assembly.
AUGGUGACUCCUUCUGUCGUUAACAUGACACCCACACCACAACAGCCACUCGCUCAACCAUACUUGUCGAGCGAGAACUCCCAGAUAUCCAUGGUUGAGGAGGAGGUUCUAGAGCUGUACAAGCAUUACAUUUCCGAUAUCGAUGCAACAUUGUCCGCAAAGAUGCUACGAUACAGGUCUAAUGAAAGCGAUGAAUCUCAUUACGACUUAAAGAAGUGA